AUGAGCCUUGUCUUUAUGUGCUUCCCCUGGGUGUCUUUGGGUGCUGGUAUCGGAGCUCAACCGGACUUGUCCCUCCCACUCCUCCAAGCACAUCAAGUCCCCCUCCACCCGAUCCAGCUGCGGGCACCACCGACCUUCAACGAGACACCCUCGAAGCCAUGGGACCCGAUGCCACCAAACUGGUUCCUGGGGAACUGGUUCAUCACGUACUCCAACCAAGAGCUCUACCAAAUCUUCCGGAAUUUCAUCUGGACCUUGACACGGCCUUGCGCGAAUGACUCGUGCUACCCGCUCCAGGCCACGCACCUCGCCACCUUGACGACCUUUCAGCUCGUAAAUGACAUGAAGAAGCCCAACGCCACGUACAUGGCGUAUUCGCUCGACACGGCCGUCAGUGACGCCGUUGGCGGUGCCUACCACAGCGUGCCCACGGCCUCUCUCGCUGCGCAGAACAACACGUACGAAGUCAUCGGCUGGGGUUACGACUCUCACGGCGACGGCUUCGUGGUCGUCUAUGAGACACCCGCAGCGUCACAGUCGGUGGCGUCGCUCGAUAUCUUCAGCCGGGCGCCCUCGGGUCCGACCAACGACACCCUCGACGCCAUCAAGUCUGGCAUUCAAAAGCUGGGCAACCAGAGUUUGAUUGACCUGUUGAAGGACGUGAUAAGGACGCCACAGGACGGAGGAAGGGACAACGAUCCCUGGCCUGCGUGUAAUGCCACCUGCAGAACCAAUGAGUAUUCUGUUCCACUUUGA
Molecule: messenger RNA, 756 nt
Organism: Fonsecaea pedrosoi CBS 271.37
Lineage: Eukaryota; Fungi; Ascomycota; Eurotiomycetes; Chaetothyriales; Herpotrichiellaceae
Exons: 3
Coding region: 1-756 (251 amino acids)
Source: RefSeq, a predicted model, not a curated record